GCAUUGCUGGGUGGGGACUUUUCCUGGAAUAUGGCUUUGGAAUGCUACACUUUGCUAAAAGAAAUUUGCUAGAAGAAACUUGCUGAAGGUGGUCACCUUGAAGAUCAGAGACAGAAGUGGAAAGAAAUCCAGUUAGCUAUUUCUCAGUCUUGUGCUGUUUUUGUUGUUCCACCGUACACUCAACAGAGGGAAGAUAUUUUUCCUCACCUGGGAUCUGCUCCUCCUGUUGGGUCAGGCUGUGUCCUGGAGAGCUGUGUAAAGCAGUCCUUGGCUCAGGGAGCGUGCCUCUACAGCUGUGAGUAACGCAGAAACGAUUGCUGUAUCGCGCCACCUUUUCCUUGGACCUUUUCUGUAACAGCAGAAGUUUGUGGGAACUUUGGCGUACCCAUCACUUCUUCAGAGCUUUCAACAAUGUCUUAUCCAACUUGGCUGCCACCCAAAAGCACUGGUGAGCCCCUUGGCCAUGUUCCUGCGCGGAUGGAGACCACCCAUUCUUUUGGGACUCCCAGUAUUUCAGUGUCUACACAACAGCCACCCAAGAAGUUUGCACCGGUAGUUGCUCCAAAGCCCAAGUACAACCCAUAUAAGCAACCUGGAGCUGAGGGUGACUUCCUCCCACCGCCACCUCCACCUCUAGAGGAUCCCAGCACUCUUCUACCUGGCUCUGGAAAUUUUCCUCCUCCACCACCCCUUGAUGAAGGUGUUUCCAAAGUGCAGGGAAAUCCUGGAGGGAAGACGCUUGAGGAGAGACGCUCUAGCCUGGAUGCUGAGAUUGACUCGUUGACCAGUAUCUUAGCUGACCUUGAGUCUACUUCUCCCUACAAGCCUCGCGCUCCACAGGGCUGUGCUGGUUCAACAACUUCUCCUCCAGUGGCCACCCCUGUCACAGGACAUAAAAGAAUGGUCAUCCCAAACCAGCCCCCUCUCACAGCAACUAAAAAGUCUACAGUGAAACCUCAGGCUGCACCCCAGGCCGGGCCCAUCCCUGUGGCUCCCAUUGGAACUCUCAAGCCACAGCCUCAGCCGGUCCCAGCCUCCUAUACCACAGCACCCACCCCUUCGAGGCCUACCUUCAACGUGCAAGUGAAGUCAGCUCAGCCCAGCCCUCACUACACGGCUGGCCCUUCAUCAGGACAGAUUUAUGGCCCUGGCCCCCAUGGCUAUAACACUCAGCCAGUGCCUGUCUCUGGGCAGUGUCCACCUCCUCCAACCCGAGGAGGCACAGAUUAUACGUAUGUUCCACCACAAGGGCUUCAGCCUGAGCCUGCGUAUGGUUAUGCACCCAACCAAGGGCGCUAUUAUGAUCCCUAUUAUGCUGCAGGGCCAGGAUAUGGGGGCAGAAACGACUCCGAUCCUGCCUAUAGUCAACAAGGUCACCCAAAUACCUGGAAGCGAGAACCAGGAUACACGCCUCCUGUGGCUGGGAAUCAGAACCCUACUGGCAUGUAUCCAGCCGCUGGUCCCAAGAAGACCUACAUCACGGAUCCUGUUGCAGCUCCCUGUGCUCCACCACUGCAGCCAAAGGGUGGACACACAGGGCCUAUGGGGCCUCCAUCUCUUCCUCCUCCUUCCUUCCGCCCAGAAGAUGAGCUGGAGCACCUGACCAAAAAGAUGCUCUAUGACAUGGAAAAUCCCCCUGCUGAUGAAUAUUUUGGCCGCUGUGCUCGCUGUGGGGAAAAUGUAGUUGGAGAAGGCACAGGAUGCACUGCCAUGGAUCAGGUCUUCCACGUGGACUGUUUUACCUGCAUCAUCUGCAACAACAAGCUCCGAGGGCAGCCUUUCUAUGCCGUGGAGAAGAAGGCCUACUGUGAGCCCUGCUACAUUAAUACUCUGGAGCAGUGCAAAGUGUGUUCCAAGCCCAUCAUGGAGCGGAUUCUCCGCGCCACCGGGAAGGCCUAUCACCCUCACUGCUUCACCUGCGUGAUGUGCCACCGCAGCCUGGACGGAAUCCCGUUCACCGUGGACGCCGGAGGCCUCAUUCACUGCAUCGAGGACUUCCACAAGAAAUUUGCCCCCCGGUGUUCUGUGUGCAAGGAGCCUAUCAUGCCAGCCCCUGGCCAGGAGGAGACUGUCCGCAUUGUGGCAUUGGAUCGUGACUUCCAUGUGCAUUGCUACCGCUGUGAGGACUGUGGUGGUCUUCUGUCCGAAGGAGAUAACCAAGGCUGCUACCCCUUGGAUGGACAUAUCCUCUGCAAGACCUGCAACUCCGCCCGCAUCAGGGUGCUGACUGCCAAGGCGAGCACUGACCUUUAGAUCCAGUAGCUUGAUGAGCUUCUUAGUGCUUGUGGUACCGAGAAGAAUGAAACACAAGAAAUAGCUAAGAAAAGAAAUAGGAAAAUAGAGCCAAGGCAGUCAAGCUAUGGGAUGGUCUCUGUGCUUCAUCUGCUGUUAACCUUCCUGUAGAAUCCCAUAGCUUAUGAGAUUUUAUUUCUAGUUCUUACCAAAUACACGUUUCACAUUUAAUCAUGCAGGGCCCUGCUGGGCCUUUGUUCCAAAGACUUCCACAUUUUUGCACAGAUUAUGUUCCAUCCCAUUCACUUCUGCAUUCCUGUAACUUUUAAUCCCUAUGUUUGUCUCACUUUUCAUCUGGUUGAAUAGCUUUUUUUAGUGUGGUAUUUGCUGUCCCACGGUUUUUCAUGGGCAAGUCUGCCAAGUCCCAGGUGCUGGUAGGCUUCAAGUCACCAUCCUGUCCCUUCCGUGCUGCCUGCAGCUAUAAAUGGUGGCCAUUCUUUUACUGUGUAUUGAAAAAUGUGUUUCUCUGUUGCUCUAUACCACUCU
Molecule: messenger RNA, 2778 nt
Organism: Fukomys damarensis (Damara mole-rat)
Lineage: Eukaryota; Metazoa; Chordata; Mammalia; Rodentia; Bathyergidae
Gene: Lpp
Product: LIM domain containing preferred translocation partner in lipoma
Exons: 13
Coding region: 412-2253 (613 amino acids)
Biological process (GO): cell-cell adhesion
Cellular component (GO): stress fiber; focal adhesion
Source: RefSeq, a predicted model, not a curated record